Molecule: messenger RNA, 2425 nt
Organism: Mustela erminea (ermine)
Lineage: Eukaryota; Metazoa; Chordata; Mammalia; Carnivora; Mustelidae
Gene: CTNS
Product: cystinosin, lysosomal cystine transporter
Exons: 12
Coding region: 360-1526 (388 amino acids)
Biological process (GO): L-cystine transport
Cellular component (GO): lysosomal membrane
Molecular function (GO): L-cystine transmembrane transporter activity
Source: RefSeq, a predicted model, not a curated record
GCUUGCCGGCCUCGCUCAUCGCAGUGGCGCAGGGUUCUCCGACAGGCACUCCGGGCUCCGAGAGCCUCUGUGUCCCCAAAAGUGGUUUAAGCUACCCACUCACCCGAGCCCCCAUCCCUGCCAAGGCGCCUAGGCCCCUCUGCUGAGCCCCAAUCCUGCCCAGUUGUCGAGCUAAGACUAAACUACAGUUCCCAGAGUGCAUCGCCGAGAAUCAGGUGGCUGGAGUCAGGUGACUUCUGCCCCGCCCUCACCCAAAGUCAGACUGCCGGGGGUAGCGGGUACAGUCCGAAACGGAUCCAGCGUCCGGUGUGGUCGGUUCCCUGAUCCUAGAGGAUCUCAGUUCUUUGAAAUUGAGGAACAUGAUAAGGAGUUGGCUGAUUAUUUUUAUCCUUCUUCCCCUGAAGCUCAUAGAGAAGUGUGAGUCGACAGUCGACCUCACUGUUCCUCCCACUGUGAAGCUGGAAAAUGGAAGCUCAGCCAACAUCAGCAUCACCCUUCAGCAUCCAUUAAAUGCAACCUUGGUGAUCACUUUUCAAAUCACAUUUCGUUCAAAAAAUGUUACUAUCCUUGAGCUCCCCGAUGAAGUUGUGGUGCCUCCUGGAGUGACAAAUACCUCUUUUCAAGUGACAUCUCAAAAUGUUGGACAAGUUACUGUUUAUCUACACGGAAAUCAUUCCAACCAGACUGGCCCGAGGAUCCGCUUCCUGGUCAUCCACAGUGACAUCAUUAGCACCAUAAACCAGGUGAUUGGCUGGAUUUACUUUGUGGCCUGGUCCAUCUCCUUCUACCCGCAGGUGAUCACCAACUGGAGGCGGAAAAGUGUCGUUGGUCUAAGCUUUGACUUCGUGGCCCUGAACCUGACAGGCUUCGUGGCCUACAGCGUGUUCAACAUUGGUCUCCUCUGGGUACCCUCCAUUAAGGAGCAGUUUUUCCUCAAAUAUCCCAAUGGAGUGAACCCUGUGGACAGUAAUGAUGUCUUCUUCAGUCUGCACGCAGUCGCCCUGACCCUGGUUGUAAUGGUGCAGUGUUUUCUCUAUGAGCAAGGCAACCAGCAUGUGUCCUGGCCUACCAUCAGCUUCCUGGUGCUCUCAUGGGUCUUCGUGCUCAUCACCGUGAUUUUGGCUGCAGUUGGGGUAAUCACAUGGCUGCAGUUUCUCUUCUGCUUCUCCUACAUCAAGCUCGCAGUGACGCUGGUCAAGUAUUUUCCGCAGGCCUACAUGAACUUUUACUACAAAAGCACCGAGGGCUGGAGCAUUGGUAACGUGCUUCUGGACUUCACUGGGGGCAGCUUCAGCCUCCUCCAGAUGUUCCUGCAGUCCUACAACAAUGACCAGUGGACACUGAUCUUCGGAGACCCAACCAAGUUUGGACUUGGCAUCUUCUCCAUCUUCUUCGACGUGGUCUUCUUCAUUCAGCACUUCUGCUUAUACAGAAAUAAACCAGGGCUUCAGGCAGCACACACGGGUUCUGACAGCCGUCCCAGGCAGGAUUGGGUGCUGAGCUUGGAGCCGAAGGCCUUGACCUAAGUGACCAGUGUUUCUGGGAGCAGCUUGAAGGACUGAUCCCGCAGUUGUGAGCCAAGGGUGCUUUGCUGCCACUGGUGUAUUCACAGAGACCCAAGCAGCCAGGUGGUGUGGCCAAUGGACUCAGAGGUGCUGGUGCUGGUGACAGAGGGACAGGACUUUUGGGAUUAGGCCUUGGGGGGGGGGGGUGUCCCUUCUCUGAAGGCCACAUGUUCUGAGCAUCCACCUUCCUGACAUCAUUCUACAUAAUUCAACAUGCACAACCACAUCACAGGCGGCCCAGGUUAGGGUCUGGUAAAGAAACUGGAUUUCGGAGCCUUGAGGUGCCCAACAGAUUGGUUCUGAGCUAGGCUUAUGCCCAGACCCUCUGGAUCUUUACCAUACUACCCCCUUUUGGAUUUUUUGGAGGGACGUUUUGAAGUGAGUGGCUAAAUUUCUUCACCUUCUGCCUACCUCUACUUCCCCAGAGUCAGGGACCCUAUGUAAACCCCUUCAAUUGCUCCUUAUCUUGUGUCUUGAGUAUAGGACACGUCUGUGCGUGCACACACAUACCAGUCUGUGCCUUAGAGGCCAGUAAGACCUGCCAAAUGGUGAGAGUAGUUCCCAUGUCGGGGAGGGGCUGGACCCUUCCUUCACUUACCCCAGACACCUACCUGAGACUCACCAAUUUUUUGGCUACUCAGGAGCCUCCCUUAAGAAUUUGACACCACUUCACACACACCUCAUGGGCCCAGCCCUUAUUCCAAACCUCCUUCCCUCUUCUCCCAGGCAUCUGUCCUUCCUGUGGCAGGAGGGGAGGGUCCCAGGAUGUGCCUUGUCACUUCACUCUCAGACUUUCUACUGCAAGAUUAACAUGAGGUGCCUGUAUCCUUAAUUAAAACCUGAUUUGUUUCCUUUCUGCA